AUGCUUUUACAGCUUGAACACCUCGAGAACGCGUUCUACAAAGGUGCGCUGGCCAAGUUCAGCCUGGCGGACUUCCAAAAAGCAGGGUAUUCGGCGACCUACUACAAUAACUUGAAGUACAUCGCCUUUGAUGAAGCAUCCCAUGUUCAGCUCCUUUCUGGUGCGCUCACUGCUGCUGGGGUGACUCCUGUCGUCCCGUGCACCUACAGCUUUCCGUACACGGAUGUGCGCUCCUUUAUCACUCUCUCGUCAGUCAUCGAGGGUGUUGGAACCUCCGCUUACCUUGCGGGUGCUCCGCUCAUCACUGACAAGGGCUACCUCACCGUUGCGGGGUCGAUCCUCGUAGCAGAAGCUCUGCACACAUCCUACCAGCGGGCUGCCGUCGGUGAGGUUCCCAUGGCCAACCCCUACGGGACACCACUCGACCCAACCUCUGUCUUCACUUUGGCAGCAGGCUUCAUCACAUCGUGCCCACCUCAGAAUGCGCCAUUGCCUUUCGUACCAUAUCCGGCUCUGACCUACAACACCAGUGCGAGCUGCACCUGCGAGGGUCCAGACUGCUCCCCAAGUGCUGCCAUCAAGCGUCGAUCGGAUUCUUGGGGUUCCUGGACCGCUCCAGCAGACUCUUUUGAGGACCAUCAUGAUUCUGAAGGCUCAAGCGCUUGCUUAUCAAGCUCUAGUGCUGGUGGCUCUAGUUCAGGAUCUGGCUCAGGAUCUGGCUCAGGAUCUGGCUCAGGAUCUGGCUCAGGAUCUGGCUCAGGAUCAGGCUCAGGAUCUGGCUCAGGAUACGGUUCAGGAUCUGGCUCCGGAUCUGCCUCAGGCGCAGGGUCUGGCUCUGGUCAAGGCGCUGGUUCAGGAUCAGGAUCAGGCUCAGGUGCCGGAUCAUACUCUGGCGGAGGCUCAGGCAUCAAGACCAUCACUGUCACCAAGACUGAGACUAUCUCCGGCAAGGUUGUGACCAAGACCGAGCCCGCAGUGGUGGUGACCAAGACCGAGUUCGGCAAAGUGAUCACCGCGACAGAAGUCAUCACGAAGACCGAGGAGGGAGGAAAGGGAGGUUAUCAACCAACCGUCACUCCCACAAAGUCUGGAAACGCAGGCAAGCCCACACAGACCCCAAAUCUCUACUGCUCGCCCCCGACUGCUGGCAAAACAAUCGUUCUUACCGCUGCCAGCGCCAUCCCCGCCGGAUCAUACGUGACUUUCUUGUCUGGUCUUGACAUCGUCAGUGUUCAAGGUGUGAUCAGCGGCUCGAGCAUCACGGUCACCAUCCCCGCGGUGGCUUCCGGCCAGACUUAUACCUUCAUCACCAACGCCGACAACGAGAAGGUGCUGAAUGCCGGGUCGGUUCUCUUCGGACCUGCAAUCGUCGAAGUUACUCCCGCUGCCGUGUAA
Molecule: messenger RNA, 1395 nt
Organism: Exophiala bonariae
Lineage: Eukaryota; Fungi; Ascomycota; Eurotiomycetes; Chaetothyriales; Herpotrichiellaceae
Exons: 4
Coding region: 1-1395 (464 amino acids)
Source: RefSeq, a predicted model, not a curated record